CGCAGCCUGCCCCGGGCCCCGGCCGCGCUGCUCCCGGGAGGCGGCGGCGGCGGGCCGGGGCCGGGCCCGGCAUGGAUGGCCGCGACUUCGUGCCGCCGCCGCAUCUGCUGUCGGAGCGCGGCAGCCUGGGCCACCGCGGCGCGGCCGCCGCCACGCAACCCCCCGCGCACUUCCAGCCCGGAAAGUACUUCGCGUCGCCGCUGCCCAUGGCUUCGCACGCAGCCAGUGGCCGCCUGGUGGGCAGCUCCACGGCCCCCUCCUUCAUGGGCAGCUUCCUCACCAGCGGCCUGGGCCCCUCGACGUCAGCGCACCCCAGUGGCCCGGCACCCGCCCCCUCGGAGCAGGCCUACCGCGCCUCGCACCCCGCUGCCUCCCACAUCUGGUUCCCCCAUUCCCAUGAAGCGCCUGGGUACCCCCGGUUCUCUGGGAGUCUGGCCUCCACCUUCCUGCCCAUGACCCACUUGGACCACCACGGCGACGGCGGCCUCCUGUGUGGGCAGCACCGGUUCUAUGGCGCCCAGAAAGAUAACUUCUACCUGCGCGACCUGCCCCCGCAGCCCGCGCUCCUGCCCACCAACCACAACUUCCCGGGCGUGGCGCGCACCCCGGCCGGCCACCCCGUGGGCGCCUGCAGCCGAGAACGGGGGGAGGCCGGGCCCCUGGCCAAGGGCCCCAAGGACGCGGACCGCUUCCUCCUGGGCAGAGAGAAGGCCGGCAAGAUGGCCGAGGCCAAGGAGCGGCCGGGGGACGAGGCGGGCGACAAGGAGCGGCACAAGCUGGGGCUGGCCACGCCGGGCGACGCCGCGGCCCGGGCCGCCUGCGAGGGCCGCCCCAAGCACCUGGCCCCCUGCCUGCUCAGCGCCAAGGUGCUGGGUGGCGAGGUGGGCAAGGGGGCGCUGGCCAGCUGCGCGGGGGGUGUGCUGGUGCGGCCCGGCGUGGGGGUGGCAGCGCCCGGGCGCUGUGCCAAGGAGGCGGUGGGCGCGGCGGAGCCUGGGCCGGCCUUCGGCGAGUGUCUGGAGCGGCGGCAGACGCUGCACCACUCGGCGCCCUACUCGGGGCCCUCGGGCCUGCCCACCGGGCCCCCUGCCCUCAGCACGGCGGCUGGCCCCUUCCCCUGCCUGCAGCUGCGGCCGGGCGCCGAGGGCCUCUGCCCGCUGCAGGACAAGCGGCCCCGGGACCCGCGGCCCGGCGCGCCCACCCUCGUGCCUUCCGCGGGACAGCUGACUGACAAGGGCCGCCCCUACCACGCGGCCGACGCCUGCGCCGUGAUGGGCGAGGCCAAGGAGCUGCACGUGGACGGGCCCGCGGCCCCCGAGCACACCGCCCCCUACGGGGUCCCCUACGCCCACCUGAAGGCCGAGGGCAAGGCCGAGCGGCGGCUGGUGGGCUUCGAGGCGGCCCCUAACCCUCGGCUGAAGGGCCUGGACUACCUCCCCGGCACGGGCCCGGAAGCGCCCUUCCCGGCGCUCCCCAAAGGUGCUCUGGACAGGAGCGGCUACUUGGACCUGCCCACGCCCACCCAGGACUGCGCCCGGCCGAGCCUGCAGGACCCGCUGGGCAGGAAAGGCCCCCAGGCCUGCUGCACUUUAGACAAGCCCGGGGGCAAGGAGGGGCCCGUGGGGGCCCCCGGGGCCCAGAAGGUGGCCCGGAUCCGCCACCAGCAGCACUGGACCGUCCCCGAGGUGGACCCCGGGGGCGGCGGGGCCGAGGCCAAGCGCAAGUCCCUGGAGCUGGCGUCGCUGGGCUACGGCGGUCCCCACCUCCCCCCCUGGAGUGUGCAGUCGGGCCAGGGGGCCGGCAUGGCUGUGGGCGAGGAGCGCAAGUCCGGGCCCUACCUGGCCCCCUUUGGGGGCGGCCUGCAGCCCACGGCCCUCCGGGCAGAGCUGCCGGCCCCCGAGGACGGGUCUGCCAUGAAGAGCCUGCUCAGGUACAGCAGCCAGGCCCUGGUGGUUGGACAGAAGACCCCCUUUGUGGGCCUGGGGGGGCUCAAGGCCAGCUGUGCCCAGCAGGAAGGGCGGUUUCCGGCCCCCAAGGCCCCCGGCCCGGCCUCGGGCGAGGCAGAGCGGCCGGACUGUGCCCGCAGCCGGGAGCACGAGUGCCUGCAGGGAGACGCCGCCGAGGUGCGGCAGCCGCCCGUGGGCAUUGCCGUGGCCGUGGCCCGGCAGAAGGACCCUGCGAGCCGGCCGGAGGCGGCCUACGGUGGCCCGGGGCGGCAGGCCCGGGUGGCCGCCCCCUUCAAAGCUGCUGGCGCGCCGCGAGCCUCCCACGCGCUGGACCUGGAGGCCGAGGACGAGAGGGCGCGGCUGUGUGAGGACCACCUGGGGCUGGCCAGCCGGGACCUGCUGCUCCAGGACAAGGAGCUCGUGGAGUUCCCCAGGAUCCACCCGUCUGGCGGCUGCCCCGGGGACCUGGCCCCACACCUGGUGAUCGCUGGGGGCUCCACCCUGCAGGGGGGCCAGAUGUCGGGGGAGCCGACCCCACACCCCCACCCUGCCCACGCGCCCUGGCUGCCUCGGACCCGCAGCCCCUCCCUGUGGAUGGGAGGACAUUCCUACGGCCUGGGGCACCCCGCCCUGCACCAGAACCUGCCCCCCACGUUCCCCACCGCGGUGCCCGGCUCCAUGCCCCCGGUCUUCCCCCUCUCCCAGGACGCCCCCACCCAGCUCGUCAUCCUGCCCUCUGAGCCCACGCCCCACAGCGCCCCCCACACGCUGGCCGACGUCAUGGACCAGGCCUCGCUGUGGCCGCCCGUGUACGGGGCGCGGGGCCCCGCCCCCCACAUGCAGCACCCCGGCCAGCUGCCCGUGUACCCACGGACGCAGUUCCUGCCGCAGGAGCUGUAUACGCUGCAGACGCAGCCGCAGGCGCACCCGCAGCCGAGGGCCGCCCAGUUCCAGCGAAAGCCCGAGGAGCCCCCGGAGCUGGAGGAGGUGCUGCCCGAGAAGCCCCCGAAGCCCACUCACAAGCCAGUUGCCUUAACCCCCACCACGGCCAAGGGAGCCCCCUCACCCGCCCCCGCGGGCCCCACCAAGCUGUCCCCCUGCUGCCACUCGCCCGCCCGGAAACCCCCCGCCGGCAGCCCCGGGCCUGGCGCCGAGGUGCCCAGCACUCAGGACCCCCGAGGGGCCAGCCGGCGACCCAACGUCCACUCCCUGGACCCAGGCCUCGCUGCCAGCUACACGUGUGCCGACGCGGCCUCCAGCUUCGCCCUGCAGCCCCCUACACCCCCCCCGGACCUCCCCAACCCCGACACUAUGCAAAGCCCCGGCCCCGGGGUGCAGCCCGAGCCGCAGAGAACUUUCUCCCCUGGGGGUCCGGCCCACAGCCCCCGGAGCUUGGAGGAGCCUGGACUGCCCGCAGGGGCCAGAGAAGCCCCGCAGGACCUUGUGGCCACAGCCCACCCUGCGGAGCGGGGGUCCCUGGGGAACGCAGCUGACCCCAGCCCCCCGGAGGGGCUGCGGGCACGGCACUGGGGGCCCCCCCUGGACGGCGGCCCGGAAGGUUCCACUCAGGGAGGGGCCCGAGAGGAGAGGACCGUGGGGGCGAGCGGGGAGCCAGAGGCGUCCGUUCUGGAGGCGGGCCUGCAGGCCGGGGGCCAGGGGACCCUCGACGUGGCCCCCGAGGAGGCCGACCCUGAGGUCGAGGCCGCGGUCCAGGACGUGCCGGAGGACGAGGAGUGGCAGGGGCAGCCCUGCCUGUCCGGGGGACUGUCUGGCCUGGACUCCCUGGUGGCCGCCACCGUCAGCCUGGGUGACCUGCCUGGCGCUGGGUCCCCGGGCCCGCCUGCUGCCGCACCCUUGCCCUGGUGCCCCGGCACGCCCGGCAUCGCCCUGCUCAGUGAGUUGGCCGACCUGGAGCUGCCGCCGCAGGGGAGCCUUCGACCGCUGCAGGAGGAAGAGGACGUGCUGGCCUUCAACCUGCAGCGCCUGGCCACCCUGGCUGCGGCCUGGUCCCUGGUGGAGGCGGCCGAGCUGGGCCCUGCUGCCUCAGCCGCGGCCCCGGCGCCCGCCCCCUGCAGCGCGCCCGCUCUCACCCCCCGCAUGCGGAUUAUCCGGCGCAAGGACACCUGGACGCCCAAGACCAAGCCUGUGUGUCCCCUGAAGGCGGCCAUCGAGCAGCUGGACACGCAGGAGGUGGCCAUGCGCGUGCAGCUGGCGGAGCUGCAGCGGCGCUACAAGGAGAAGCAGCGAGAGCUGGCACGUCUGCAGCGCCGCCGUGACCAUGAGAGAGAGGAGAGUUCCAGAAGCCCGGCCCGGCGCGGGCCCGGCCGGCCCAGGAAGCGCAAGUUCUCCAGUCUGCUCCCAGGCACGCCGCUGCCCCGGGCCGAGGGCAGGAGAGUCAAGGCUGCGCGCCCCCGCCUGAGCCUGCUGUGUGCCGAGCUGCGGAGCACCGAGCCCCCCACGAAGCGCAGCAAACUGGAGAAGCUGCAGGCGGCCGCGGGGGACAAGGCCCAGUUCCAGAGCAGCGCCCCGAGGGAGCCGGCGGCCGCCCAGCUGAAGCCCAGGGCCAAGAGCCGGGCGCUGCCCCCCGGCCUCAGCCCCUUCCGCAGAAAGGAGGCCCCGGGUGGGCGCGUGCGGAAGAAGCUGGCUCGGGCCAAGAGCACCGGCGUGUCUGCGGCCACCCGGCACCCACAGCCCACGGCCGAGGCUGGCGGCAGAACCGCGCCCAAGUUCCCAGCCCGGUUGUCAGUGGCCGCCCACGGGGCAGGCAAUGGCUAUGACGGCCAGAGUCGCGAGGGCUUCCUGGGGCCCGAGCUGGUGCUGCAGGCCGCGGCUGGCAUGGCCGUGCUGGGGCCCUCGCCCUCGUCGGUGGUCAAGAUGGAGGCCAACCGCAAGGCCCGCAAGAAGGAGGAGCGGCAGGGCCUGCUCGGGGCCUGCCGGCUGUCCAGUCCCGACAGUGAGGUCAAGAUCAAGAGGCGGGCAGUGAAGGGCAAGGUGGGCACCAAGCUGGCACGGGCGCCGGGGCGCAGGCCGCCCGGCAAGAAGAAGGGCCAGGCGCAGGCGGCGGAGCUGGGCGCCUCGGCCGCCAGGGACGCGCUGUUCGGGGGGCGUCUCCAGCGGGCCACACGCAAGGGCGCGGCGCUGCAGCCCGGCCUGCGGGUGAGGCGCAAGAACGGGGCCCUGACCAUCGCGCUGUCGCCCCGCAACGCCAAGGCCAUCCUGGGGAGCCGGAAGCUGGGCAAGGCCAAGGGCGCGGCUGGCCGCCCGCAGGGCCCGGGCCGCGCCGUCAGCCGGCUGCUCCAGAGCUUCGCCAAGGACGACAACUUCCGCUUCGGCGACAACAGCAGCUUCUCGGAGGAGGACGAGGAGGAGGACGAGGAGGAGGAGGAGGAGGAGGAGGAGGAGGAGGAGGAGGCGGCGGCGGGGCCCCUGAGCGUGGAGCAGAGCGCGGCCCUGGCGCGCUCCUGCACCAUCCACAAGGAGGACCUGCAGGACGGGCUCCCCGUGCUCAUCCCCAAGGAGGACAGCCUGCUGUACGCGGGCAGCGUGCGGACCCUGCAGCCGCCCGACAUCUACAGCAUCGUCAUCGAGGGCGAGCGAGGGAACCGCCCACGCAUCUACUCGCUGGAGCAGCUGCUGCAGGAGGCGGUCCUGGACGUGCGGCCUCAGUCCAGCAGAGCCCUCCCGCCAGGCACCAGGGUCUGUGCCUACUGGAGCCAGAAGUCCCGUUGCCUGUACCCUGGGAACGUGGUCCGGGGCGCGUCCAGCGACGAGGAGGAGCUGGACUCCGUGCUGGUGGAGUUCGACGACGGGGACACGGGCCACAUCGCGGUGUCCAACAUCCGCCUGCUGCCGCCCGACUUCAAGAUCCAGUGCACAGAACCCUCACCCGCCCUGCUGGUGCCCGGCAGCUGCCGGAGGACUAAGAAGGCGGCCGGCGAAGCUGCCGCGCCCAGCGAGGCCGCCCCCAGCCUGUCCCCCAAGACGCACGACGGCUCCGACGCCUGCAAGGUCCCUGGGAAGAAGACCCCCGGCAGAGACAGAGCUGGCAAAGCAGAGCUCCUGAGCCCCGGCGCCAAGCCCCCCGCGGGGGUCGCCGAGCACCUGCUGGGCCGGCGGGGCGGCCCCCUGCUGAGCUGGUCGGCCGUGGCGCAGACCAAGCGGAAGGCGGCGGCGGGCAAGGCGCCGGGCGUGCUGCAGAACCUCUUCCAGCUGGGCGGGCGGCGGCUGCGCGCGCGCGAGGGCCUGUUCCCCGCCGCGGUGGCCGCGCCCGUGUUCGGCACGGCCUUCCGCGCCGACUCCUUCAGCAGCCUGGCCGGCCCCUACGCGCCCUUCGGCGCGGCCGCCGCGCAGGGCCUGCCCGGGGGCGCGCACAAGCUGCUGCGGGCCAAGAAGGCCGAGAGGGCGGAGGCGGAGAAGGGCGCGCGGCGGAGGGCAGCGGGCGAGUUCCUGGUCAAGCUGGACCACGAGGGCGUGACCUCCCCCAAGAACAAAGCCUGCAAGACGCUGCUGGCGGGCGACAAGGGGCUGGCGCCCAAGCUGGGGAGACCCCUGCCCAGCCCCAGCUACACACACCCCGUGCUGCUGGGCAAGGACCGCAAGGGCCGGGCGCCCGGGCACCCCCUGCCCAUGGGGCUGGCGCUGCGCAAGUUCUCGGGCCAGGCUGACUUCCAGCUGCCCUGCGACAGUGACUGCCACAGCUCCUACUCUGACGAGGAGGACGAGGCGCCCGGGCUGGCCCCCGGCGUGCCCGCGCGCUUCCUCGCCCGCCUGUCCGUGUCCUCCUCGUCCUCCGGCUCCUCCACCUCCUCGUCCUCCGGCUCCCUGUCCACCUCCAGCCUCUGCUCCUCCGACGACGGCUCCUCCUGCAGUUCCGACGACGAGGACCCCGCGAUGCUGCUCCCGCGCUGCCUCUCGCACCCGGUGCCCGCCCUGCUAGCGCAGCCUGAGGCCCUGCGUCCCAAGGGCGGCGGGCCCCACGCGCACGCCGCGCGCUGCUUCCUGUCCCGCGCCGCCGUGGCCAACGGGAGCCCCGGCCCGGGCCCCGGGGGCGGCGGGAAGGCCCGGCUGAGGCGCAAAGACGCGGGGGGCUUCUCCAAAGAGCUCGCGCGGAGGCAGCGGCUGCCCUCCGUGGAGAACCGGCCAAAGAUCUCGGCCUUCCUGCCGGCCCGCCAGCUCUGGAAGUGGUCCGGGAGCCCCACCCAGCGCCGCGGCGUGAAGGGGAAGGGCCGGAAGCUGUUCUACAAGGCCAUCGUGCGCGGCAAGGAGACGCUGCGCGUGGGCGACUGCGCCGUCUUCCUGUCGGCCGGGCGCCCCAACCUGCCCUACAUCGGCCGCAUCGAGAGCAUGUGGGAGUCCUGGGGCAGCAACAUGGUGGUCAAGGUCAAGUGGUUCUACCACCCCGAGGAGACCAAGCUGGGCAAGCGGCAGAGCGACGGGAAGCACGCCUUGUACCAGUCCUGCCACCAGGACGAGAACGACGUGCAGACGAUCUCCCACAAGUGCCAGGUGGUGGCGCGCGAGCAGUACGAGCAGAUGACGCGGGGCCGCAAGUGCCAAGACCGGCAGGACCUGUACUACCUGGCGGGCACCUACGACCCCACCACGGGCCGCCUGGUGACGGCCGAGGGCGUGCCCAUCCUGUGCUAGGCGCCGCGGGCGGGGGACAGGGCGCCCGCCGGCCCGUCCAGGCUUUCUGUUCUCUUCCCUGGAGGGCGCGAGGUGCGGGGACCCGGCGGGGGCCGCAGUGCUCAGCAGGCAGUUCACGAGAUUCGAAUCCAAGCCAUAUUCUCCCUAGUACCUCCGACUGUCUCCCACCAGGGAACGCAGAAAUCAGGUGUGUCUAUUUAUUUCUCUCUGUAAAUAGUGUAUUUCUGCGGGGAAGUUUUAUGGGAAAAUGUGGCGGGGAGCUUUCCCCACGUGCGUGACGAGGGUGCGUGUGUGCGUGUGCGAGCGUGUGCGUGUGCGCGCGUGUGUGCAGGGAUUUCGUUCUGGGGUUUUCUGUGAAAAUGCACUGUUUUCCCAGCCUGGCUGAGUUGCAGCCGCGUCUUCGAGCGAGGGCAGGCGGCUGGGGCGGGGUCCCGCUCACUCGUGGGGUUCUGUAGGCGGGGUCCUGCCCCAGCUUACCGCCCUGGAAUCCAUCUCCUAGGAAAAAGUGUUAGGGCAGGGCUGGGCCCCGCACAGUGGCACCCUGCCUUCCCUCUGUUUCAAACAAAGUGAACAAAUAUUUUAAAGUAUUGAUACUAAAUGUUGAUGUUUGGAUUUUAUUUCUGGGAUAUUCCAAGUUAUUGUGACCUUCGUUCCCCUGGCUGGUCUGUGGACCCCCCUCCCGGGCCCCCCAACCCUUCCUGUGGCUGCUCAGGGGGGUGCAGGGACUGGUGGGCUCCGUCCCAACUGCCCAGACCCCCCCCAGGGCAGGGGACCCCCAGGGCCACUGUGGGGGGUGGUGGCUGUCUCAGGACCUAAAUGAAUUCCACAGUCCCCCUGUGAUCCGCAGCGUGUCCCCAAAUGCCCUGAGGGUCCUGUGCUCUGAGUCCACUGUUGGGGUGCCUGGACCACCAGCGCCCCGGAAAACCCCCAUUCACCUCUGAUCUUUGUGAGAACUCUUGUGUGACGCCCAGUCCAGGGCCCCCCGACCCCGGCCCUUUGGCCUCUUUCUUUCCACCCAGGACACCAUCUUUGGGGUCCCUUCUCCCAUCCCGGAGGUGCCAUGGAUAUGCAGGGACACCAGGGCCCCACCCACUCACCUCUCCCGCCGGGGACACCGGGGCCCCCACCCGCUCACCUCUCCUGCCCGGCUCCCUUUUGUCUCGGCCGAGUGCAAUAUUCAUUCCUGGUGGCCAUCCUGGAGAAGGUGGCGGGAUCAGGACGUGCAAGAAGGCAGCAGUUCCUCCCCCAGCCGCCGUGAGCGUGCGAGCAGUGCUGUUGCCAGGGUCCACGCAGGGCUGGGCCUGGGGAUCUCUGUCAGCACUGGGCAGGCGGAACACGUCUCGGCGAGCAGCAAACUCUGUGUAAAGGCGUUUUAGUAUUAAAUUUUUUUAUCGACA
Molecule: messenger RNA, 8986 nt
Organism: Sorex araneus (European shrew)
Lineage: Eukaryota; Metazoa; Chordata; Mammalia; Eulipotyphla; Soricidae
Gene: BAHCC1
Product: BAH domain and coiled-coil containing 1
Exons: 27
Coding region: 72-7589 (2505 amino acids)
Molecular function (GO): chromatin binding
Source: RefSeq, a predicted model, not a curated record